Messenger RNA from Seminavis robusta, 549 nucleotides. Lineage: Eukaryota; Bacillariophyta; Bacillariophyceae; Naviculales; Naviculaceae. The record is from the annotation of a GenBank genome assembly.
AUGCUGGGAACCUCUGACACCUUCUUGGCACACACAGAGGAGCAUGGUUCUGGCCAAGGGGCAGAGAACUCUCUGAAAAGCAUCAAGCAAGCACACUGCCGGCUUCUCAAUUAUGCUCUUGAGGAGGGAUUCACCUAUUCUACAUGGAAUCAUAUCCACAACACUUUGAUCCCCAAAGAUGAGAAUGGGUGUAAGAUUCAUCGGCUUCGUGUGAUUCAUUUCUAUGAGGAUUGCAGGACACUAGGGAUGAUUGGUGCUGACUAUGCUGGCUUUCAAGAAGCCAACCUUGAUACCAACCAGACAAAUGUCAGGAAGAAAAUUCAUGCCGCCGUUCGAAAGGCGUUUGACCACAAAAAGGUGACCUUUGGCUCUACCCCACAGGUGCACCUGCGAGAAUACAAACUAGGUGGUACACUGUCGAUGGUGAUGAGGAGGUCAGUUGGACGUGUGGUUGAGGCAAAAGCCGAUUAUCUCGGCAGAUGGACGAGGACAGUGCUCGUGCAAGGAUGGAAAGAGGCUCUCGGUUUACAAUGUCUACUCCGUUUGUGA